AUGUCUGUUACGGUUGUCGUUCCCGAGGAAUAUGGGUGAGCUUGUUGACGGCCUUGCUGAGCCGCAUCGAUAGCUGACUUCACUCUAGCUAUGUUGUUGCGACAACCGCUUUUACCUUCUUCGUCAGUGUGCCAUACCCCUCAGAUCGACCAACACUGACACACGAGACAGCUCGGCCUUUGGCAUGGCGCGAGAGCGAGGCCCUUCCGAACCAAGGUCAAGAUAUGGGCUCCCAAGGCCUAUGCAGAUACCGCCGACGUAGCUGCCGCGAAACCCGAACAGAAGGACGACCUCUAUCUCUUCAACUGUGCGCAGAGAGCUCAUGCGAAUUAUGUCGAAAAUCAACCAUCCACGGCGAUUGCGAUCUUGCUCGCGGGUCUGCGAUACCCUCGGCUGAGCACGCUCCUGGGCGCGGGAUGGAUCCUUGGAAGAAUCAUAUUUGCGAUCGGGUAUACUCAGAAGAAAAAGGAGAAUGGCAGCGGCAGGAUGCUUGGAUUUGCCAUCCAAUUCCCAAUGCAGUUGAGCUUGUGGGCCCUGGCGGGUUGGACAGGUAUCAGAAUGUUGCCUUGA
This is a messenger RNA of Lecanosticta acicola, 570 nucleotides long. The record is from the annotation of a GenBank genome assembly. Lineage: Eukaryota; Fungi; Ascomycota; Dothideomycetes; Mycosphaerellales; Mycosphaerellaceae.